AGGUCAAUGUUGCGGCGGAGCUGGCACUAAUGAUGGCGAUGAAUGAUAGUGACGGAGACAACGAUCUUUUUGACAACAUCAAAAUUAAUAUCAAGCUUGAUGAUGGAACCAUUGAUCCCGAUAAGAGAUCAUUUUGGGUUCUUUUGUCUUCUUUGGUGCUAUUUGUAGCAUGGAUAAUCUUCUUGACAUACUAUCUCUCCAGAAUAAUUGGUCCCAUUGUAUCCUUCAUCUUGAACAGAUAUCUUCGUUUCACCAAAACGCCAGGUCACAUAAAGCUGGGAAGUUUCUCGCUCAGUCUUCUCGGUGGUAAACUUAUGUUCAAGGAUUUUCUCUUUGCAAAUGAUGACUACUCCAUCCGCAUCAACGACGCAUGGAUCAUAUUUUCUUACUGGAGAUAUGUGCCUGGACGCAAAGUGUGCUUCAAAAGCAAUGCAUCUCGACUGCAUGUAUCUUUGAAUGGUUUGCAAAUACAUGUGUAUAAUCGCGUGCAGCGCUAUAAAGAGAUAGCCAAACUAUUUCGAAUGGAGAAAGUUUUUGGAGAUGACCCGGAAGUAAAAAGACAAUUGCCUGUGGACAGCGCUGCUCCGUCCGCUUACUGGGACCGUAUUUGGUCAUUAGUUGGUGUGAUAAAGCUAGACAUAUGGUCUGGUAGAGUUGUCAUCGGCAAUCGACUUUUGCCAUACAUGCUUGUGGUUUCGCUUGAAAACAUGAACAGCAAAGUGCGUCUUUAUGAGUCCGUUGCUGACCGAGCUCUUCUCUCAGUAGAAGGCCAAGCAGAGAGUGUGCGCGCAGAUUUUCUCAAACAUCCAGACUAUACAGGAACUCCAUACAAGGAUCCACCUCGAACUAUGGGUGACGGUUUUGCUUUACUGCAGAGUGCAUUACUUCAUUUCUUUUACCAUCAGGAUAUUCUGGGCUAUGUCACUGUGGACGAACAAUCUCUAGUGAACCAACGUCCUGUUUGGGAAUCAAUUUUGCGCUUUGACCACAAUACGGUACUUUCAUAUGGUCCUUGGGUAGAAAGUCAAAGGGCUCUUCUGUAUAGUUUUUUCUUCCCUUCAGAUUAUCAGACGGCCGCGGUAGACGAGCUGCCGAAACGUGGGAAAAGAAGGAUCUACAUUAUGCAUGAUGUCAGGAUCUCUCUGCUGAAGGAAACUGCAGUCGAUAUCUGGUUCAUGCGAGGUGAUCAGUUGGAAAGCGUUCACAGUCGUUGUCAGCCGGGAAGCACUAUCGAUAUGUCGAUAUGGUGGAUCACGAAGGAAGAUGGAUUUAGUUGGAGUGUACAUACUUCCUUACUGCGAUUAGAAAGCACUUCAUCGCUUCCCUACCGUAAGCUUUUGGAAGCUGAGACCUUCAGCGUGGAUGCGGAAUUCCAUUAUCCUAGGGUGUUUAACGCUAAGCAAACAUGGGAUUUCAAGUUCCGCCUUUCAAAGUGCUGCUGCUGGCUAGUGUGGGAUCAUCAACGAUUUGUUACAGAUCUUCUGAAUGAAUUUUUGGGCGAUACAACAUCCGAUCUCGUUACUUUCGUUCCUUAUACUGUAGCGAUUGAUUUCGACGUCACGGACAGUUUCGAGGGUAUACUUCUCUUGAAUGAAUCUAAUUGGGUUGAUCCAACGGAGAAAAAUCCAGAAAAUGUGGAGGCAGCAAUAGUUGGGAGUCAUUUCAAUCUGUCAUUCACUUUGCCCUUCGAGGAUUUUAUGCCCGAAUUGAUAACUACGAAGUAUUCCUUGCGAUUGGAGAAUGGUCUCGCGCUGCGGAUGCGUUACCCACCCGGUAGUGCAAUAGCUUCGGUGGUAGCAGCUUUGUUCCGAGGAGCUCAUGUGAAUCUGUACAGCACUCCGGCACCACAUGGAAAACAUUCUAGGGAUAAUGAGGAUUGGCAUGAAGUUUGGCGGACAGAAAGCGUCACGAGUAUUAUCGAAUUCACUUAUCAUCCACUAGUACCGAAGUUCAAAUCUGAUAUACCAUUCCAUGUUCUGCAAGAAUUUCUUCCCAAACCAGUAGAACACCCAAAAGAUCUUUCGCCUGAUAAGAUGGAUGUAAAAUUGGAAAUAGGUGGAUCUGAGGUACAGUUUACUGGGGCAUUGAUUAAAUGUGUGAUCGAGUUGAAGAACAAUUAUUUUGGACUUUACGAUUCGAUGACGGAUGUCACUCAACCUGGAGAUCCAGCGGCCAAUCGCUCGAUCUAUAGUCGUGUGGCUCCAAAUGCUCCUGUAGAAAAGUAUCGGCCAAUGGAAGUGACGUUUGACAUGAGAGUUUUCAACAUCAGGGCGCACUGUCUCACAUAUGGCCCUUGCUCUGAAGAAAAAGAGCUGUGUCCUGUGUUGUACACGGAGGAAAUUGCCGUUCUUAUCAAAAAAGGUUUCAGCGAGACGCUGAUUCAGAUUGGUGUGGGGCCUUGUGCCGCUUAUUUCGAACGAGUUUCUGCAAUCCAAAGCGACGGCUACAUGACUCUUUCUGGCUUACAAUUUCGGGGUCACGCUAUGUUCUCAUCUGAAGACUGUCCUUGGGAUAUGGCCGUUGUCGAAUACGGUUGGCUCAUGGAGAUAUUGGUUGGGGAAGUGGGCGGUUGCUUGGGUACACCAUCUCAGAUAAUUUCACUGGUGAACUUUCUUGACACAUUGCUGCUGCUAGUGAUUGCCAAGGAUGAGGAAAAAGUUGUUCCUGAACGCUUCAAGUUUUGCCAGCACGGACAGACUGCUGCUACGUGUACUAAGGGCUCGCAGCCGGGUCGUCCCUGUGAGACAGAAGAACGACUGAAAUAUCGUCAAAUGCGAGUCUCUGUGGAUGGAGUUCGACUAGCGUUGGCAGACGAAAAUUCAGCUUUGACUGUUGCCGUUGAUCCUCUACGAUUUACUCUUUGCAAUGCUCAUGAGAAAAGAUUUACGGAGCACAUAUGCUUGCGGAUACCCAACAUUGUAGCUCGUCAACUUUUCCAUCCCUCUGAAAGUCCAACGUGGAUUGAAUGUGCUCGAGCGAGCAUUUCUGGGACAUCGUUAGACGUCGAGCUUCCAUUCCCCUACGACUCCAGCCAUCUGGAAGUUCUUCGGCAGUCUUUCCUCUUGAAGCAUGAUAGGGCAACGAGACGUUUACAGUUUCUUUGGGAUCGAACCAGUGUUUGGGGCUGUGCCUGCUAUGGCGGAACUGCGUUCAUGGCAAAGGAGGAUAAACUAGGGCAAUUUUUCCUAACGCAUCUCGAUCGUCAACUGUGCGUACAUUCUAUGAAUGCAGAUACGAACGGUCAACCAGGAGUGUUUCAAGAUAUUCUACAUCCGGAGAGGAAACUGUUUCGUGAAGAACUUCAUCAAUAUUUCACUGCUUCGCGAAAAACGAGCUCACAGUCAAGGAACACAGGCGCUGGCAGCGAAAUACCUUCAGUAGAAACGGCAUCCUUCCAUUCCGCUAUGUCUAAUACUUUGCCCAUGCCGGCGGAGAAAUGCUUGUUGUCAAUGCGCCCACUCAUAGAAGCUUAUGCCGAAUACCUCAAUCAAUUUGAGGUAGCCAAAGCAAAAUCAGAAGCACCACAAUUUGGCGCACCUGGUGACAUUGCUCAAUGGGUUGAGUCUAGGACCUUCGAUAUUUUUGAGGCUCAAGAGGGAGUUGCUGAAGUACAUCUUCGAGUAGAAGACCUUGGGAAAGGCUCAUCAAGAACUCAGUCGGAGCUGUCCUGUGAGGUGUUUGGAGGGCAACAGAAUAAUGACUUACCGGCCAAAUCUUCUCAUCGCAGCUUUGCGAUAAAUGGUUGUGUAGCUUCUGUUAUGGAGGUCUUCUUUACCCCUCUUGCAUUUGAAGUGAUGGAUCGCUUCAUAAAAGACAUCUCUCGGUGUGCAUCAUCAUUACAUCCAGCAAUGCUUGCGCAAAUCUGUUAUAGGGAAUGUGUGGGUAAAGAACAUCGCCAACCACUUACAGAAUCACUCUUCACCUCAUCGGAAACAGGAGCAGCGCUAGGUGUUUCGGUCGACCUACCACGGGUUCAUAUAUCAAUGUUUGAGUGCAGCCUUAUCAGCGGUAGCGGAUCUGGUGAAGUCAGAACAGCUGCUAAUCUGGGUCUAGUUUUAUUGAAGAAAGCUUCCAUAUCUUCUGGAACUAUAAAGGAGUUUGCCGACAAAGGUACUUCUUUUCACGCUCACUCCUCUGUGCUCUCGGCUCAGUUGCUGCACUUUACCCCAAUACUAGUAAGCGACUUUGCCGGUAACAGAGUGAAUUUCAAUGCAACUGUGAACUGGGGAAAAACAGCACUCGCGUCUCGUUUACUGGAUGUAGAACCGAGAGUAGUAGUGGAUUUCCAAAUUCCCGAUUUGGAAGUCAUGGUUGAGCGACGAGAAGCACAGCAGAGCGAUUCUGUGGCUGCUUCAGAUAAGGCAGCAUCGCUUCCACUGGUAAAGACGUUGUAUUUACACAAAGCAAAAGUUGAGGUUGGUUCAGUCAGUACGCUCGUAGUGAUGGCUCGUCCUUUGGAAAUGACGGGCAAGAAUGAAUUUCCUCUAUAUGAUGUGCUUUCACCUUGUUUGACAACUUGGUUGCAUACAUCCGAAAAGCUAGCUGAUAGUAUCAGUGAUUUUUCUCUAAACUGGAGUGCGACUAUCGAUAUGACGUUUGCUCAAGUUUUGAAGAUGGCUUUGGAUUGCACUGAUGAUCGCAUUUUUACCGCGGCCAUCAGCAAAAGUGUCAUGCUGAAAGUGAAGGAACUGGGGCCGAAUUUGGCUGGCUGCCCUUCAUGUUUGCUGCUUCAUACUCUACUUAGAUGGUGCGCCCUACCCUCAUCCGCGGAAAAGCUUUCUACUUCUUCUUUGACGCCGGGAACACAUCCACAGUUUUCGGAGAAAGCAAAUAGAAAAACAGCUUUGAUGGCAUUACUCAGUCACUGGCAUACGGACAUCUGUCAGCAGGUCAAACUCGCUUCGAAUGUCGAAGCUCGAAAGUACAGAGCUGAUCCAGGAAGUGUUGCUCGUGAAGUCCGCAUACCUAUGGACGACCUUGAGAAGCCGGAAAUGAAACAUCGCAGAAAUGCUAGUACCGGCAGCAGGAAUCUCACUGGUAACGGAACAACAAGUCAACAGCGACCAUCGGCACAGGAAAAAGUUGACCUGUAUCACUGGCUACUCUCUGUGCAUCGUGAAAGGAAAGAUCGCAAGACUGGGGAUUUGGCCAGCAAAGAUUACAUCAAUCCAAUGGACAUCGUACCACAAGCGUUCUUCUACAGCUUUUACCAUAGUCGACGUCUGGAUUGGACACAGCUUGAUGGAUUGCCUUUGAACCAACUAGCGCUUAGCUACACCAUCACUAUCAAUGACGUAGUCGUAGCUAUGGUAGAACAUAGGGUGGUUUCAUCGGCCGCUGAUGCUUCGCGAAAAUUUAUCACACCUCACCUACAUCAGCUGAUGCACAUCAAGAAAGUUUUCAUGGACGGAAAGAUGUCCUGGCGAAUCGACAUGGACGAAAAGGGGUUAUUGCCCGUGAGAGGAUGGUGCGAUCUGACAUACAGUGGAAAUGUGGAAAAUGUGCGAUUUGUGGUGGCGUUGUGCUCCGUAUGCUUGAUCAAGGAGAUUAUGCUGGUGGUGAAGAAUUGCAUCGAUAUCCCAGUCGAUUCAAAACGGCGCCCAAGUGUUUCCCCAUCAGCCGCUCGUUCUCCAGUAUCCGUACAGUCAAAUGCCACCGCGAAAACUCAUGCGUCAUUGUCGUGGGAUGAGCGAGUACUAGAUAUGAUGCGCGAUUUUGAGAAAAAUCGCAGUCGCAGUACAAAAAAGAAAAGAGGAGAUGUGCUGACGAAGAUUGUUGGUAACGUAGCCAUCGAUUCGAUCCGUCUAGAGUCGAUACUUACGGACUUGUAUGUAUCGUUGAUGGUGCAACUGAUUGAGGUGACACAGCAGCACAAUCCAAGUUACGAGCGUAGCACUAAGAUUCUGUCAGCAAACCAGACUCUUCAAAAGCUCCCUGCAGAUGUGAUCGACAUGAAAUUGAGAAAGGCUAGUCUUGCUUUGAUGGAGUCUGAGAAUGCUAAGCAAAAUACACACAUUGUGAAUUGUACGCUGCAUGAAAGCACAUCCAAAUUGACCAGAAGAUCUGGUGAUGCGAACUCUGAGGAACCACUCACAACGCUCCACAUAAUGCUUGGCUCUAUAGAAGGAGAAUUACCAAUGGCGGCUCACUCGCUUCAUGACGUAGUGAUGAGACAUGGACCACAGCUCGAGCAGCAGUUCAAUCGUCUGAGCGCUCAACCGUUAGCAAUCAGUAAUUCAGUCUUGAUUUCGGAUGUCAAUCUUGCAGAGCUACCGAUGGUUGAGCCCGGUGCUCCGGCUCCUUGGUUCGGGAAAGCUGAGCCAGCGAAAGCAAGGCCACGUGCACCUGUCGCAAAAGUGAAGUUCAAUUUCGAAACUUCAAGUAUUGAGUUGCGAGCGAGAUUGCUACCUAGUUUGCUCGCUCGCUACAAGCUGAACAGAGCAUCAAGCAGUGGUGUAACAGGUGAUGCUGCAAAAUGGACUGCAGGUAUUGACAGCCAUCAGGCAGAAUUUUGCGUUUCAUCUGCUGGUAAACCCAUGGACACUUUCACUUUGGCUUUACCGGCCAUAGCUGUGAACGGGGAGUAUACCGUAGAUAAAGGAGAUGCUGCCCCAACGACCAGUAAAACCCUAUUGUACAGGGAAGGAGGCUAUCUGAAAAUGAGUGUUACACUAGGCCAAGUCAAUCACUCUUUCACAACGGAUCUGCUUAACCAGAUUCUUUUCGCUGAGCAAUCAUUCCGCAGCGAACUCUCCGCGUUGGUCAGUCGUCUUAAAGCUGAACGAUCUGGGUGGUCUCCUACUGCUGCGCAAUCUGUACCUGCGGAAAAGCAACCUACAUUGCUGUUUUUCUUGACGGUAAAGGGACAAGGUGUUCCGUGGUUGCAAUUGACUGCCGCCACGCCUACAGCUACAGCGGUCCGUUUUACUGUCGAAAGUCUGGAUGCUGAGUUGACCAAUCGUUGGGUAGUGAAGGAACAUGGCUCAGCUAAAGAGCGGCUUUUUGGAGCUGCUGCAGUACAAUUUAAUGCAAAAUUGGGACAGCUGGUGAAAGUGGCUCAGUACGAAGAGCUGCAGCCCGAACUGCAAGAAUAUGCUACUUUCAUGACGCAGGUGCGAGUCGAAAACAAGGAAAGCUCGUCACAUCAGUCUUAUUCGUACCAUAUUGCCCUGAAUCGUCCAAUUCUGCUCGUCAAAUCAAGUGCUAUCGACAAGGCAAUUCUUCUGUGGCUGAAUUACAAGAAUACUUACGACUAUUGGAGAGAUGAAAGAAGUCGUGUUGUGCGAGCCGCUAAGACUAGGACCAAUAGUUUCCAACAUGCAAUGUUCUCACCACCUCAAGCUAGUCAGGUGAGAAAUGAUUUUGAUGUAAAUCUGACCCUGGCUAUAAACAACGGGAUGUACGUUUGCAUGCCACUUUACAGCCAAGAUCUGACAGACGGCAUGCCAGCUUUAGUAUUAUCUCUACAGAAAAGUGAUGUUACUGUAUGUAUAAUGAAGGAACUGGCAUGCCAGGCUUCUUUUCACGGCUUCAAGCUCAACUUUAUUGACAACUUUGAUGAACUGUCGCUGUCCGAAAGUAUCAUGGAGGCCACAGGCGAAACACAAACCAAUUACUUCUUCUUCCCUCAAGGAACAUAUCAGCUGUGCUCACAAGCCUCAGCUGAUGCUGCCGGCGCGAAAUGGGUUCUCAGUGUAAGGGCACAAAUGCGUGGAAUGGUGAUUGACCUAGAUCAGAGAAUAGGAAAACUGGCGAAAAUGGUUGUGAAUACCUUCUCAUCGCUUGGUGACAACGAAGAGGAGUUUGAUGAUAAGGCUUCUCACAUAUCAGAAGAUGAGGAUCAUCUGGUUGAAGGCGGCAGCGAAUUGAAAACACUUCGGCCAGAAGAAAGGGUGCCAUGGAUGGAAAGAAAGAUGCAUGAACAGUCCACUCUUGUGUCAGAUUUGGUAGCAUGUAAAGCCUCUGAGAAGCGAAUCGAAGCUGAACGCAAGAAGCUGCGUCAAUAUGAAUUGAUUCGUUUCAAAGAGUUCCGCAGAAGUAUGAUUGAGAAAAUUCGUCGACGUAAAAAUACAGCGAAGCAAGGGGAGAGAACUAGAAGAGGAUCGAAAUUGUCGGAAGCUUUCGAUAGUCUUCCUCGGGCUGCCAAGAUAACACCUGAAGGACGUGUAGCUGAUUCGGAUGAUAAGGGCCCAACCGAAAAUGUGAAGAUGGCUAUUGAUGUGCAGGUCAGCAUCGAGUCAGGUAGAUGCACUUUGCGAACGGCUCCCAAGCAAGAGCAGUCAGCAAUGGUGCCGUUAAUGGUGAAGAAGCCAUCUUCAAAAGAUCUACGCGCAAAAACAUUUUCGUCGAGUCAAUUAGUGAAUCUGACGAGAUUCAGCAUGCCCAGUCUCGAUAUGAAGGGAUACUACGUAUCCGGAGAUUCCUUAAUUCCCUCUUCGAUUACUACAGCCCUUGCCGAUCAUCAGCUGAAACAGAGUGCAUCGAUGGUUGAUGCAACUGCGCAUCCCUCUACAAGCACGGCUAAUGUUUCUUUGCAAAGGAAACGCGGAUGUUUUUAUCUGUCAGCAGCUCUAGCUUCGAUGCCUACAGAAACAGUGGUUACUCCUCAUCUCGCUGAUUAUCUUGAACAAGUUCUUGACCCGCUACCAAUUUCGUCGGGGGCCACAGUCACUUCCGUACCGUCAGCAGAACCGCAGGAAGGUGUAGCGCAUAUCGUCGGAAUGGACACAAGUGCUCUCCCAAUUGAUGUUCUUUUCUUUCUGACGGUGCAAAGCAGUACGAUCAGAUUCGAUGGGCAGCAGCAGCGAAGCUCGGCUGCAGAUUGCUUGUUGAAAUUACCAUGUUUGUCGCUGAUGGCUUCUACACGCCGAACAGUGGAAGAUGCUUACGUUGGGGGCAUUGAUGUUUCAGCAACUUUGAGCGCGUUUUCCCUAAGUAUUUACAGUCCACAUCAGCAAUCAACCGCCCAUGAUGCGCUAUCUCUCACUCUUGAUCAUCUUUCGUUUGUAAUUUCUCGCAGUAAGAACUCCUCCAUUGAAGCGGACAAUAGAGUGAAAUUCGUUCUGACGUCUAACAUCGGUGCUGCGAAUUUCAAUUAUGACAUGCGAAGACUCAGCGAAUUGAUAGCAUUCCCAAAACCAUGGUAUCGUGCUGCGAUCGCGCGUAGAGUAUUCUUUGGGGAUCAAGCAAUGUCCCGUGAACCUGCUAGUCAGCCGAGCACCAUUGCUAGUCGAAACUUAAUUGUUUCUAGUUCUGGACCGACAACAGUGCGAAACGACAAAGCAUGGUCCGCUACAGUACUUCUGGCUGUCCAAUGGAAAGAAUUGAACGUUAACGCGCAAAUGUCAAAUACUAUGGGCAAUACAUCGUGGAAGGCUCGUCGAGGGCUCUUGAGAGCCAUAGCUAAGCUGAACUCUCGCUCGGAAAGAAACGUAACGUUAACGUUCAAACUCGAUUCAAGCGAACUGACAGCUCACGGUGGCGCAAUCAGCGGAGAGAUCGCUUUGAGUCGGUUACUACUUUCCGCUUCUCACGCCCGGCUAGCCAAUCAACCACCUCGCAAUGGAGCGAAAGUUCAACUACGUUGGUUGGCUGCAAGAAUAGAAUGGAUGAGUCGAGCGAUACUAAUUGGACGAUGUGAAAAACCAGCCAUAUCAUUAGGAGAUGAAUUUUCGCGAGAGAAGAACGAACAUGGCGAGUAUAUACGAGCGUGCGUACGCUUGAAUGUGAGAGGAUCGUGGGAGGAUCUGCAAGUGGUGAUCACGAGAAAUACAGUGGAUGAUAUCCAGAAGAUAGUCAAUAAGCUGAAAACAUUCUUUGAGGAACAACUGAAAAGCUCAAAGAUGGUCUGGGGUAUCCAGCAAGAUAGUUCAUCAGCAUCUGCUCCUCAGUCGAAGGAUGAGGCUGUGCCGCCAGUUGCAUGCGCAACGCAGUAUUGGCAGAAAGUGCUAGAUUCAGUUACCGAAAUACAGUUCAAAGAAAAAAUUCUGCCGAUUCCACAGCAUGGAGAGACAGUAGUCGGUGGUUUUGUUGGAUUAGAAGCUGGAAAAGUAUCGCUAGCAUGCAUGCAUGGCGAAAUGAACGCGCACAGUUGGGCCUUAUUCCACCUGCGAUACCCUGGAAUCGUGUUCACCCCCGAAGCAAAAUUCUCAUAUAUUGAUAGGGAACAAGAUGUAAUAGGGGUUGCGGUUCGACAGAAGCUUGUCAUUCGUUUGGGUCUACAAGGAAGGAGGGCGUCUGACAACGUAGCUGAUGUGCCUAAAUUCACUACAGAAAACAUGGCGACCGUAUGUCGUGUUCAGCAAAACCGGAACAGUAUCAUGCGGCAGAAUGCCUCUAUUUCUACAAGUCUCGAUUAUCUUAUUGGGGAUGCGUUGAAACAGAUCGGGCUUGCACCGGUUGCUGCUGACGCCCCCGCGCCAAGCACUAGAGGACAGCACAGUGUUCUGGAACUGUUUCAGUUUCCAGCACUGGAGGCCGUGCUUGUUUCUGAUCAAAUAAAUGAAUGUGAUGUGGAGGAACUGGAUGAAGACGAGAGGCCAGAGGUGCACUCGACUCUUGUUUGUGAUUUUCUUGAUGCAGUCUGUGUACAAACAGACUUCAAUGCUCAAGUCAGCUUCUUGCCGGAGCUACUAAAAAGCUACAUUCAAGUGUCGGAUUCGCCUUUACCCGUUGAGAAACCAUCGCUAAAAACCGAUAGAAGGCGUUAUCUGUGCGAGAAGUGGGCUGUUGAUCCAAAAAUCAGAUUCAUCGAUCGUUUUCGAUGGAACCCACCUGUGAUCGACGAAAUUCUCCGAAAACUACAGAUUUUUGACCAUCGAACCACGAUCCCGAAAGCGCUUCAACGGGCUGUGCUUGAUCCUCUUGACCAAGGUUUGGCAACAGCCUUGUACGAGCUGCUUCGUCUCGUAGAUCGAACGAAACCGCCGCAUGAGCGCUCUGCUAAAGUGUAA
This is a messenger RNA of Cylicocyclus nassatus, 10952 nucleotides long. Lineage: Eukaryota; Metazoa; Nematoda; Chromadorea; Rhabditida; Strongylidae. The record is from the annotation of a GenBank genome assembly.